AUGGGCGCUAAGCAAAUUCAAAUAUUUAGAGACUCACAGCUCGUUGUCCAUCAAGUCAACCAGGACUUCACUGCCAAGGACAUCUCUAUGACAGCCUACCUUCAGCAUACCCGCCACCUACUUGCAACUUUCGACGCUUAUCUCAUGAGUCAGGUGCCACGCUCUGAGAACAGCCAUGCUGAUGCCUUAGCCAGGCUAGCCUCGGGCUUGGAACAAGGUAUAGGCCGCAACAUCCACAUCGAGUUCUUGGAUCAACCCAGCACACAAACACCACUCAUCUGCACUAUUGAUCACAGCCCUACAUGGAUGGACCCCAUCCUUCAGUUCUUGCAAAACCAAACACUACCUGCUGAUUCUGCUAAAGCACAACACGUUCGCUAUCGCUCCGCUCGAUACCUAAUCAUCAAUGACGCCCUAUACAAGCGAGGUUUCAGCCUCCCCUAUCUUCGGUGUCUAACUCCAGAAAAAGGCAAUUAUGUCAUUUGGAAAAUUCAUGAAGGCAUCUGCGGCAAUCAUUUUGGCGCCCGCUCACUAGCACAUAAAGCCAUUAGGCAAAGGUACUUCUGGCCCUCACUUCACACCGAUGCCCAGACCUUCACCCAGAAGUGCGAUAAGUGUCAGCGAUUUGCCAACAUCCCACAACUUCCAGCUAAACCAUUGACAGCCAUGGUCAACCCUUGGCCAUUUGCCUAA
Molecule: messenger RNA, 693 nt
Organism: Prunus armeniaca (apricot)
Lineage: Eukaryota; Viridiplantae; Streptophyta; Magnoliopsida; Rosales; Rosaceae
Source: the annotation of a GenBank genome assembly